CUAUCCCAUUUGGCAAACUCCCCGUUCUGGAAGUAGACGGAGUUACCGUUCACCAGAGCCUGGCAAUCGCGAGAUACCUCGCCAAAGAAUCAGGUCUGGCAGGUCAGACGCCUGUGGAACAGGCGCUAGCUGAUGCCAUCGUGGACACCAUUGAUGAUUUCAUCACACAGUUGCCUUGGGCAGAGAAAAACCAGGACGUGAGAAAACAAGCAUUUGAUGAUAUCCUCACCAACAAAGCACCCGAGCUACUGAAAGAUUUGGAUACUUUCUUGGGGGAUAAAAACUGGCUGGUAGGGAAGUCU
Pterocles gutturalis (yellow-throated sandgrouse) is the source of this 302-nucleotide messenger RNA. RefSeq names its product hematopoietic prostaglandin D synthase (gene HPGDS). The annotation marks the transcript as partial. The transcript has 3 exons. Gene Ontology annotation, molecular function: glutathione transferase activity. The record is from RefSeq and is a predicted model, not a curated record. Lineage: Eukaryota; Metazoa; Chordata; Aves; Pterocliformes; Pteroclidae. Gene Ontology annotation, biological process: glutathione metabolic process.